Messenger RNA from Acyrthosiphon pisum (pea aphid), 2895 nucleotides. Its product is annotated as BAG domain-containing protein starvin. The record is from RefSeq and is a predicted model, not a curated record. Gene Ontology annotation, molecular function: protein-folding chaperone binding; adenyl-nucleotide exchange factor activity. The transcript has 4 exons. NCBI's taxonomy places the organism in Eukaryota, Metazoa, Arthropoda, Insecta, Hemiptera, Aphididae. The coding region runs from base 625 to 1764 and encodes 379 amino acids. Gene Ontology annotation, cellular component: cytosol; nucleus; cytoplasm. Gene Ontology annotation, biological process: protein stabilization.
UUUUCACGGUCCCCAAACCUCAAUCCCAUUCCCGUCGGACCGACCGGAUUUGCUCGAAUCUUCUAGAUUUGUUUUCCGUAUCAGUGUAUGGUGUAUCUACAUUCUAUAACUGUAUCACUGAUUGUUUUCUGACUUUUCGUGCUUUAUUUGCAGCUGGUCUGACGGUCGCGUCGGAUGCUUUUUUUUCUCGCGGUCAUCGUUAUUUAUUAUUUUUAUCAUUAAUAUUGACCCCCCUUGGCCUAUUCUUUUUUUAUCGCUGUACCUAACGCCCGUAGAAACCUAACCUGUUUUCGACCCUUUCCGGCGAUCGUCUUCGCGGAUUUCCCAUCCAUUGAUCCAUCGCCGUUUCAAUAAACUUUUCGCGGACGUCCAUAACCAUUUCUUCGUAAAUUGCGACAGGGACGAUCGAUGCUGUGUCCAGACUAAUAUGCCUUUUGGUGAUCGCCGGGAUCGUAACAAAUCAAAGUUGAGCGAUCGCAUUCGUGGCAAGUCCACGGACGAAAUACUGGAAGAGAUCAACCGAGAGUUCGGCAACACCGGUGGAAAUAGCAUGUUUUUCGACAAAUCUGACUCCAGGACUUCUCCUCAAAGGUGAGUAACAAAUAUUUUGCUGUUUUGGAUGUUAUGGAAGCGGCCAAAAUUAAUCCUGUCAUUUAUCCUUUAUCACCCUCUCAUAGUUCCACAUUGGAAGAAUUUCCGUUUGAUGAUGACAUGCUAAGAGGUCAUUCGAGUGUUCGUUCACAUUUAGAAGAUUUAGCCAAAAGACAUCCAGAUCUUGCCGGUCAUUUGCGUUGUCCACCUUGGGGAGGUGAACCUAGCUCUAAGAGUUGGAGCCGUAAACGCACUGUGUCUGGAGAAGAUAACGCACCUGAGGGACCAUCAGAUCUCAAUCACAAUUACAGCGACCAUACUGAUUCUAGUCCUGAUAAAAAACGAUUUGAAGAAAACAUGGAUAAGCAACACCAGCAUCCGUUUGAAAAUAAUUCAAGAUCUCAGGAAAAUGAUGAUAAACCUCAAAGAUUUGUAUCUAAAUUAGAAUUUACACCAGUAAAUCCUAUUAAUAAUCAGUCUGAAAAUAUUCAACCCCAAACACAACCUCAAACUGAUUCAUCUACACCAUCUCACGGAACUCAAAAACAACCUAAUGUGCGACACAUUCCGAUUUAUGUGGAAGGCCGUUCUGAACCAGUGUAUCCAAAAAAUGUUGAUCAAAGAUUUAAUGAUAAUAACAGUUCAACUUUGCCAAAACGAUCUGCUAGUAAACAAACUCCAUUUGCACAACAUCAUUCCUUUCAUGACCAAAAUACUGCACAACGCCGUCAAACCCCACCUUCCCAACAUCGUCAGCAAACUCCUCCACAAGAAACCAAAUCUACUCCUCCACCCACUCCGCGCCAACAAGUAAAACCAGUAGACGCUUUGGAAAAAGUGCAAAUCGUUCAAGCUGAUGUAGAAGAAUUGGCAGUAGCUGUUAAUCAAUUUUCGGGUUCCUCUCGUCUUGAUAAGCAAUAUAUUUAUUUGGAUGAGAUGCUUACAAGAAAUUUGAUUAAGCUAGAUACCAUUGAAACUGAAGGAAGAGACGAUGUACGUAUGGCUAGAAAAAAAGCAAUUAAAACUAUCCAGGAUACAAUUUCUGUUUUAGAAAUUAAAGCUCCUCAACCCCAAGAAGAAUUGACAGUUGAAGAAUUGUCUGGGAAUUCAACUGAAACUGCCCAAGUUGAAAAUGAGACUUCAGACACUCAAAAAGUAGAGAGCAAUAAUUAAAAUUUUAAAAUAAUGUCUUAACCAUACAGUGCAGUUUGAUACAAAUUAUGGUUUAUUAUUAUAAUUUAUGUUUUUUGUGUUUAACAAAAUAUUCUACAACUAUUGUUCCAAUAUUUCAUUUACAUUUAAGAUUAUCUUUUGUCUGUCGAUAAAUUUUUUUUCAACUUUUGUAGUUUUCAUUAGUUUAAGCAUUCUAUCAUAAUAAUAGUUCAGUGUGAAGACUGGUUACACUGAAAAUGAAUGUGCUUAUAUAUUCAAAUUGUCUUAAAGAUUAUAUUAUUUAGUUUGAGAAAUCAUAUUUUUAAAAUUACACUUUAAGCAAGUUUUUAUUUGUUUAUCUUAAAAACUAUCUAAAUAACAAUAAAAGAUUGUAAAAAAAUAUUUUGUCUUAUAUGUAUUUUUUAAGAUUGUAAUGUGAUCUAUAUAUAUAUAAUAUGUGUGUGAGUGUGUGUGAAAUAUGUCAUACAGUGUCAAAUGAUUUAUUUUAAACCAUGGAAAAUUUUUUUUACUAACCAACAUAAUGUGAUAGAACGUAAUCAAACACAGACUUGAUUAGUUAUCAAUCAUUUGUUAAGGAUUUUAAAUAUUGUUAAAACCUAUGAUUUUUAUUUUAUAGAUUACACAUUUUGCUAAAGCUAAAUCUUUUAAACAUCUCCGUUUUAUAUUUUAUAUAAAUAAUAUAUUAGAUUAUUACUAUUAUAUAAGUCAUGUAUAUAACAAUUUAAUAACACUUUUGAUGUUAAUAUUAAAAUCAAUAAUCAUAAUGUAAUUGUUAAAUAAAUUCAAAAAUUGAAUUACAUUUUUAUUUUAUCACUCAAUUAAACUGUUAAUGCUAUAAAGGUAUAUCAUAAACAAUUUUUUUAAUAGGUACUUUUAUUCUCUCAAGUCACAAUGACGUUUUGAGUUUGAAUAAGAUAUUUUUCACACAAUACAGUUAUGCAGAAAUACAGUUUAAUAUUAUAAUAUUAUGUUAAAAUAUUUUGUAAAACAUUUAUCAUUUGUUUCACUCAUAACCGCGGUGUGUUCAUACAUUUUAUUUUUAAUUUGAUUAAUUUCUUUAUUUAGCUAUUGACCAUUAUGGUUUAAUAUAUUAAUUACUAAAAUAGUAAUAAAAUAAAUUAUAUGACUCGC